Durusdinium trenchii is the source of this 309-nucleotide messenger RNA. NCBI's taxonomy places the organism in Eukaryota, Dinophyceae, Suessiales, Symbiodiniaceae. The record is from the annotation of a GenBank genome assembly.
AUGAACCCAAAGACUCUAAAUCCUGUGUUGGUAAAACUAAGCGGUAUUUGCGUGAUGUUCUGUGCGAGCUCAGGAAAUGACAUGGGCCGGCUGUUGCUUCGCGCCUGCGAAUGGUUGGGCAGCAAUGUGACGCUCCUGUGGGUGCUCAAGGCGGGUCGACACACCAAGGACGAUGCCUACCACUUCGCCUCUCGCCGAGCACCGCAGCCGUGCGCGACGAGCGACGGAAGCGACGCGGAAGCGCUGUGCGUGAAGGACGACGGUGGAUCGAGCGGAGAUGACCAGGUGGAUGUAGACCAUGGGAGAUGA